This is a messenger RNA of Pimephales promelas (fathead minnow), 2290 nucleotides long. Lineage: Eukaryota; Metazoa; Chordata; Actinopteri; Cypriniformes; Leuciscidae. The record is from RefSeq and is a predicted model, not a curated record.
UCAAUCAUUACACAGGAAUACUGCGCACCAACACACAGGACACCAGAAAGAAUACGCGUUAAAAUCCCUUCACAUCGACAUAAAAAAGGACUAACAAAGCAAGGACCGGUUUAUUUUGAUUCAUAAAAGUGAAUCCUUUCGGAAACUGACAACUUUCAUCACCCGGGCUCCAUAUUUUGAAGAGAAGAUGUUGAAAGUUUACCUCAUGUUGGUUUUGUCAGCGGCUGCUGCUGUUUUCGCUGAAUCGGUACGAGAAACGGAAACAUGGGUACCUCUGAAAACCGAGUCACCCCAUGAGGAUCUGGAGUCGUCCGGUGACUCUACGCAUCAAGAUUUUGAGUUUGCUGAUUUAAACCCAAUUGACGAUGAGGAUGUCUAUGAUGAUGAUGAUGAUGAAGAGGAUGAUUAUGAUGACAUAUCAGGCUCAGGGUCUUCAGAGAUCAUCAUUACGGAGAAUGAUCUCAAAAACUGGAUACCUGAUCCUGUGGGUCCAUUUGCCCCGCUGCCAACUAUAGAUGAGGUGAUUGCGGUUCGAAACAAUGAGGUCGGCAUGGAGAAAUCGCUAAACCAAGAAAAUGACCAACAAAGCAAUGUGCUCAUGACCGUUGCUGGAGAAGAGAGCUUGUUCAACAACACAGAGGUUCUUGCAGCUAUUAUUGCGGGCGGAGCAGUUGGUCUCAUCUUCGCCAUCCUCCUCAUCGUCUUCCUCGUUCACUUUGUUCUCCGCAUCAAGAAGAAAGACGAAGGAAGUUACGACCUGGGCAAGACGCCCAUCUACAAGAAAGCUCCCACCGCAGAAAUCUACGCAUGAGCAUCCUUUCCCUCUCAAACCUUCUCUCUCUCUGUCUCUCUCUCUCCCUCUCCCUCUCUCUUUUGAACUAUAAGCUCACAUGGUGCCUCGGUCCGACGGGCCGCCGCCAACCUCUCACGCACCACGAAAACCGCAGGAGAACCUCACGAAUAAUUGACUCUGACUGGACAUUUGCAUUGCAAUCUCAAAGUGAAUCGAAGAGGAUCGCGUCUGUUGCCAAACUGCCCGAUUCUUGUCGUUUUGUUCCCACACUCUGUCAGGUUUAUUGCCUUUUUGUCACGUGGCCUGUUGUCUCCAUUAUUUUUUUUCUUUUUUAAUAAAACACUACAAGGUGUAAUGGAGCUUCCACGGGUUAAAGGCUUUGGAUUGACGAUUUUAAUCCACCGUUAUGAUAAGCAGUCAGUGUCAUGAUUGAUGCUACAGAGAGGGGGUGUUACUGUAGCCUUUUACGUUAUCAGAUGUCUUUUGAUUUUAAGUCUGUGCUGUAAAACCUUUUAAUUUUCAUAUUAAACAUCAGAGGUGAAACCAAACUGAAGGCACGCAGCAUAUGUUCGAGAUGAAAUUCUGUGAGGGCAAAAUCUGAACUGGGUGUACUAGACUGACGUAUACUCCUUUCAGCCAUGGUGUUAUGGUACAUUCCACAUAUCCGUAUGUAAUUGCUGUGGUGGUUUUAUACGUCGAGAGACUAGAUCCACUACGUGCUGCUUGACUGUCAGCUAAGCUACUUUAACAGGUACAGAUGCUGUUGAUUGAGAAUCAGUUCACUGCAAACAGACUUUGUACAUCCAGGGAUCUGUAUAUAGCCAUUUGAAUAAAUGUAAAACUUUGGUACUUAGCCAUCUUGACAGCCUUUUAUUUACCAAAUAUUUAAAUGCCAAAAUCAGUUUUUAUUGUUCUUAUAUCUCAUCCCGGUAUUUGCUUUUGGCAUAACCUGAAAGCUGAUGGUUUGUGUCUGUAUCUUUCGGAAACAUGUUUUGUUUUGAGAACAAUGACCAAUGUUAGUACUAACUUUUUGUUUUUUCUCAAUGUUUUUGUAGAUGUUCUUAAUUCCUUUUUAAUUUUGUUUGGUAUUAAUUUAACUCAUAUUUUAUUGCCUGCCUUCAGGUCGGGGGGUCUUUCUUCCCCUUCUCAGCUGUUGUACAUGUAAUAAUUUUUAUUUUUUAUGGUUUUUAGAUUUGUUUUAUAUACAGUAGUGCAAAAAUUCAAAGGCUGUUAGUCUUUCAACAGAUUUUAAGAGUUUCUAUUUCGUUUAGACUUUUUAAGCCGAAUAUAUUUAUGUUUUGUAGAAGGAUGUUCUGGAUUAGUAAAGGGGAACGUGAAUAAGCUGUGCAUUACUGUGCAUGGUGUAAAAUGAUAAAUUUGCUGCUUUGUUUGGUCACAUCCAGAUAAAAUCACUGAUCUAAUGUUGAAGUCAAUGAAUCAUUGAUUUCUGCAUGCAAUUUCUGAUCUGUUGAAAAUAAAGCUAUUUUAUGCACAUAA